UUUAUCAAUACGUUGUUUACAGGCAUUUUAAAGCAAACAAAACAAGAAUCAUUAUUAUUGUAAUUACUGACAAAGAGCAGAAGAAAGAGAAUGGCGCAAGUGCUAAAUUUGAACAACGAGGUUGUGAAGAUGAGAAAAGAUAUAAAGAAGGCCAGAGCACUGAUCAUCCGGAAGUUAACAAGGCACAUCACCAAACUAAAGUCGAAAAAGGGUAAUGCAGAGGAAGUUGAAAAGAACCAAAGACGAGCAGGCAGGUUGUUAGAAGAAAUCCAUGCUAUGAAGAGUCUAAAACCAGAUCAAGUUACCAAAGCUGCUUUGCAAAGGAAUACCGUCUUUGAAAAAGUGUGCAAAAAUCCCAACUCUACAUCAUCAGAACGGGCAACUGCAAGAAUAGCAUCCCAUCCACAAAUCAGCAAAAAAAUAAUAGCCAUCGAAGCGGCAAUAAAGGCAUUUAAAGAAGAGAGAGAAACACAGCCAGAAGGCAAAGACACUCAAGAGGUUCCACAGCUAGAAGACCCUAUACAAAAUGCACACUCAGUUCAAGAAAAUGAUCACUCAGGGGACUUAGAACUAAUGCUAUCUGGAAAUACUGCAGAAAGCAUUAACCCGAUAACUAAAACAGAGCAUAUCCGUAAUCUAGAAAGUAAUAAAGAUACAGAUAAGACUGAUACAAUGCCUGCGACUGUCAUAAUGCAGGAAAAUGCAAACAUAAAAACCUCUGUAGGGGACAUUUCAAAUGCCACUGCAUCAGCCAUUUCUCAGAGGAAAUCCCCAAACAAGAAAAACAGAACACAACCUAAACCUCAAAAUGAAGCCAAUGUUUCAAUAAUACAACAUAAACAUGAGUCGGAGGGUGAAGAAAGUGAAUUGGAAGAAUCAGAUGAAGAAGAUAAAGAAUAUUUUGACGACAGUACAGAAGAACGUUUUUUCAAGCAGUCAUCCAUGUCUGAAGACAGUGGUGGGGAUGAUGACAAUUUCUUCAUUGGUAAAGUUAAACAAACAAAGAAAAAGAAAAGUGACCCAAGCCUAAAACAAGAAAAAGUGAAAACAGAAUUCAGGAAAUCUGAAAAAGAUACUGAGGAAAGCAGGCAUAUGUCAAACCAAAAUAAAUUACAGUCUGUAUUUUGCAAUUCUUUAUCAGGAUCCAAAGUAUCAAAACCACUGGAACAAAAGAGGAAGUCUCAAGGAAUGCCUCAAGUGAACAAGGGGUCAGCUAUGUUAAGCAGACCUCAGUUUAAGAAGCAACUGCCUCGUGCUGCUGCCAGUCAGCAGUUCACAAGUAAAGUUCCACACGUGCAACAAUCUCUACAUCCGUCAUGGGAGGCAAGCAGAAGACGGAAAGAACAGCAGGCCCAAAUCACAGCAUUCCAGGGAAAAAGGAUCAAGUUUGACGACGACGACUAAUUUUUAUGUGUAAAUUCACUAGAACUGGGCAGAGUAAUCCAAAAUGACAUGCAAAGUGCAACUAACGCAAGUUUUCAGUGUUUUAAAUAGAAAUCUCUUUGAGCACCAGCAUUUUGUUUCUGUACAUAUGUAUUACUUUGCUCAACCUUUCAGAUACAGAGUUGUACAGAAAUCCUACAUUAUUUAGAAUUUGGUGAGUUAUCAUUCUUUGUAUGUCGUACCUUGUAAUGUGAGCCAUUACUGUUUUAAGUUUUAUAUUGCAAUUUAAUGAAGAUAUAAACUUUUCUCUUAUUUGUUUGUUGUGUGUGUGUGCUGUUGUUGACAUGCAUAUGUUGUUUGAGGUUUCAUAGUACGUAUAUCUGAUAUAUAAUGCUCCAACAAGAACACUGUUUGUGUGUUGGGUCUGAAGAAUGAAACAUUUGACUAGCACAUUUGUCGUCAUGGACAUAUACUAGAUUAUAUCUAGGCUUGCUCCUUCCAACAUUUAUUUUUCAGGAGCUCACAAAAUACUGUAAUAAAAUUGCUUUUAAAUUAAUAUUUUUUUUUGUGUAUUCUUUGUUCUGGAUUUGUGGUGGUUGUAGGUGUGUUUCAUAUAUACAGAUAAUUCAUGAUUAUCUGAUCUCAGCUUUCAAAAGAAAAAUACAGGUUGCAAACAUUGGGUCUGAUAGUCACAGUAUCCAGAACGCAUUCUAUGCCUCCCU
Molecule: messenger RNA, 2105 nt
Organism: Polyodon spathula (Mississippi paddlefish)
Lineage: Eukaryota; Metazoa; Chordata; Actinopteri; Acipenseriformes; Polyodontidae
Product: serum response factor-binding protein 1-like
Exons: 8
Coding region: 91-1404 (437 amino acids)
Biological process (GO): maturation of SSU-rRNA
Cellular component (GO): 90S preribosome; nucleus
Source: RefSeq, a predicted model, not a curated record